Messenger RNA from Glycine soja, 1170 nucleotides. RefSeq lists its product as uncharacterized. The record is from RefSeq and is a predicted model, not a curated record. Bases 1 to 1170 code for a protein of 389 amino acids. The transcript is spliced from 4 exons. Lineage: Eukaryota; Viridiplantae; Streptophyta; Magnoliopsida; Fabales; Fabaceae.
AUGGUCUUAGGGCAUUUGGUCUCUAGUAGAGGUAUUGAGGUCAAUAAGGCCAAAAUCUAUGUUAUUACUUCUUUUCCUUACCACGCUUUUGUGCAGGAAGUACGUUCUUUCCUUGGAGAUGCAGGUUUCUGCAAGAGAUUUAUCCAGGAUUUUAGCAAGAUUGCCUUGCCAUUGUCCAAGCUUCUUCAGAAGGACGUAGAUUUUGUGCUUGACCAGCCUGGCAAAGAAGCACUUGAGGAGUUGAAGAGGAGGCUUACCACUUCUCCUAUCAUGCAUCCACUAGAUUGGGAGCUUACUUUUGAGCUCAUGUGUCAUACCUCUAACUAUGCACUUGGGGCUAUUUUGUCACAGAGAGUUGAUAGACUAUCACACAUCAUUACUUAUGCCUCACGCACUUUGGAUGCAGAACAAGUUAACUACACCACCACCAAAAAUAAGUUUUUAGCUAUUGUUUUAGCAUUAGAUAAAUUCAAAUCUUAUUUGCUUUGCUCUCAUAUUACUGUCUUUACUGACCAUGCAAUUUUGAGAGAUAGGAGUGGUGCGGAAAACUUGAUUGAGGGACCUGUGGAUUCCUUUCCAAUUAGGAAUAACUUCCCUGAUGAUCAUUUGAUUCAGUUACAUUCAUCACAUGUCACACCUUGGUUUGCUGACAUUGUGAAUUUCAUUGUUCCAUUUGUUGUCCCACCGCAUGCAUCUAGGUCUCAAAUAGAUAAACUUAAGAGUGAUGCCAAAUAUUAUGUAUGGGAUGAUCCUUACUUGUGGAGGUUUGGUAGUGACCAAGUGAUUCGUAGGGUGAUUUUUGGUAAGGCAUGUCACCUUCUAGUGGAGAUUGAGCACCAUGCUUAUUGGGUAGUGAAGGGUUGUAACAUGGCAUUUGAUGAAAUAGGUAUGGAAAGGAAGCUUCAAUUGCAUGAACUUGAGGAGAUCCGCUUAGAUGUCUAUGAGAACUCCAAGAUUCACAAGAAGAAAGUGAAGAGAUUUUAUGACUCUAGGAUUCUUAUGAAGGAGUUCCAUAUUGGCCAAAAAUUGAGAUUAAAAAUGAAAGUUAUUGGAAAAGUUUUCAAAGUAAACGGUCACCAACUCAAGCUUUUUCAUGAGAGCCCCCAAGUGGAGGAGGAAUUUGUGGCGGACUCUCUGGUUUUGCCAAUUUUAUGUGAUGAUGUGCCUUGA